GAUGAAGAAUAUAUAUUUAUUGGCUAUCUGUCCCUUGUGGGUUACAGAACAUUUCAUGUUGUUCAUAUGUGCAUCAUAGCAGAAUACAAGGACAAUCUUAAGUCUAACCUCCUUUCUUGGGCGUGGGAGUGUCAAAGGUUGGGAGAGGACAAUACUGUAAAAGGCCAGAAACUAGUAACACAAUCACUGCCACUGUCACAUAAAUCUAAGUCAGUGGGUUCAUAGGAGGACAGGAGGUCCUUUUCCAUUCAAACACAACGGAGAGAGGGCAAACAGGAGAUUUACUGUCUAGGAGAGGGGCGGUUCUUGGACAAAAAUGAUCUGCCAUGCACUCUGUCCUGUGAUUCGUAACCUCAGUUUCACAACGCACUUUGGAGCUGAAAUGCUCUUGGCUUAGUGAUCUGGUGAGGUGAACCUCCCUGGCUCGGAACCCCACUACGACCUGUAAUGCGAUCUGCUCCGCUCGGAGAUAAUGAACCUACAACAUUCUUGCUCUGGAACGGUUUACUUCCCCAUCCUCGUCCCCAAAAUAGAAAGCAAGUCAAAAAAACAUUAAGAACCCUGGGGAGAUCUUCACCUGUACCGGAGUUGGUCUACUCCAGAACGCUAGUUUAAACUUUCCUGAAAACUUAUCUGGGUUCCCCGCUUCCUCCUCCCACCCCUCUCCGUUCCUCCGGUCACGUGAGGAGGGUGCUCCAAUGAGGGGAGGCGAUUGGAGGGGACCGGGUGGCCCGAGCGGCUACCACUGCAGAGGCCGGGAAGUGAGCUCGGAGACAGGCCGAAGUCGAUCAUGGUGGUGACAGCGCCCGCCCCGGCGACCGCCGCUGCUGCGGUGGAGGCGGCGGUGGCAGCAGGGGCAACUGAGGAAGAGCUGGGGGCCCACGCCGCUUGGGCUCGCUGUCCCCCGAGCGCGCUGUGAGCCCCCCAACUCCGACUGCCUGCAACUCACGUCCGUCCUAUCCCCGCCACGCUGCUGCCUCCCUCGUCUCCCUCAGUUCUCCGUCGAGCUCCCCAGCAGCGGCGGCUGCAGCUGUAGUGAACUCUGCGGCCGGAAGGCCAAGCAAGAGGCCUGGAGGAGAGGAGUUGGGGGAGGACGAUGCGCCUGCCCGGCGGUUGAGCUCGUGUUCCCCUCUCUCCUCUAGCCCUCUUCUUCCUCGACCUCUCCUUCCCAUCACCCCCACCAUGGCCUUCCCGGGCGCCGAAGGAGCGACCGAGGGGCCUGCCGGCCCAGCCCGGGAAGCGCCUGCGGCGGGCGCGGGCUGCUCGUCCUCGUCUUCCUCCGCCUCCUCCUGCUGCUCAUCCUCGUCUUUGAUAGCAGGGGGCAGCCGACUCUGGGCCGCCCUCUACGACUAUGAGGCGAGCGGCGAGGAUGAGCUGAGCUUGCGGCGGGGCCAGUUGGUAGAGGUGCUGUCGCAGGACGCCGCCGUGUCGGGCGAUGAGGGCUGGUGGACUGGCCAGGUGCAGCGGCGCCUCGGCAUCUUCCCCGCCAACUACGUGGCCCCUUGCUACCCGCCGCGGCCGCCCGAACCCGCCCGCCAGCGGCCCCGCCAGCCGCCGCCUCCGCCUGUGCCCCCGCCUCCCCCUCCGCCUUCUCCGCCCGAUGUCCCAAGGCCCGGCUCCCCUAUGCAGAUCGAGUUCGAGUGGCUGGAGCUCAAAGAGCUGAUCGGCGCUGGCGGCUUCGGGCAGGUGUACCGGGCCACCUGGGCGGGCCAAGAAGUGGCCGUGAAGGCGGCGCGGCGGGAUCCUGAGCAGGACCCUGCGGCGGCGGCCGACAGCGUGUUGAGGGAGGCGAAGCUCUUCUCCAUGCUGCGGCACCCCAACAUCAUCCAGCUGCGCGGCGUCUGCCUGCAGCAGCCCAACCUCUGCCUCGUCCUGGAGUUCGCCCGUGGAGGCGCUCUCAACCGGGCCCUGGCAGCAGCUGCGGCCGCCGCCCCCACCACCAACGCUGUCGCUUCCUCCUCCUCUCCGAAGCUCCCAUCGGUCACAGGGACCCCAGAGCCAUCGGGCGCUGCGCCCAGUCCGCGCCCAGCCCGCCGCAUCCCUCCCCACAUCCUGGUCAAUUGGGCGGUGCAGAUCGCUCGAGGAAUGCUCUACCUGCACGAGGAGGCCGUAGUGCCCAUCCUACAUCGGGACCUCAAAUCUAGCAACAUUUUACUACUUGAGAAGAUAGAGCAUGAUGACAUCUGCAAUAAAACACUGAAGAUUACAGAUUUUGGUCUGGCUAGAGAAUGGCAUAGAACAACCAAAAUGAGUGCAGCUGGUACAUAUGCAUGGAUGGCACCUGAAGUUAUCAAGUCUUCUUUGUUUUCUAAAGGGAGUGAUAUCUGGAGUUAUGGAGUGUUGCUGUGGGAACUACUUACAGGAGAAGUUCCCUAUCGCGGCAUUGAUGGCCUUGCAGUGGCUUAUGGAGUAGCUGUCAAUAAGCUCACUUUACCCAUUCCAUCUACCUGUCCUGAGCCUUUUGCUAAGCUAAUGAAAGAAUGCUGGGAACAAGAUCCUCACAUUCGGCCAUCAUUUGCUUUAAUACUUGAACAGCUAACUGCCAUUGAAGGAGCAGUUAUGACUGAAAUGCCUCAAGAAUCCUUCCAUUCUAUGCAAGAUGACUGGAAACUAGAAAUUCAGCAAAUGUUUGAUGAGUUGAGAACUAAAGAAAAGGAACUUCGAUCCCGUGAGGAGGAGUUAACUAGAGCGGCUCUUCAGCAAAAGUCUCAGGAAGAAUUGUUGAAGAGGCGUGAGCAACAACUAGCAGAACGAGAGAUUGAUGUUUUGGAGCGAGAACUUAAUAUUUUGAUUUUCCAAUUAAAUCAAGAGAAGCCUAAUGUUAAAAAGAGGAAAGGAAAAUUUAAGAGAAGCCGUUUAAAACUGAAAGAUGGGCAUCGGAUUAGUUUACCCUCAGAUUUCCAGCACAAAAUAACAGUGCAAGCUUCUCCAAAUUUGGAUAAACGAAGAAGUUUAAACAGUAACAGUUCUAGCCCUCCAAGUAGCCCAACAAUAAUUCCUCGGCUCCGAGCUAUACAACUGAUUUCAAAAUCAGAUAUAAGUACUUCUUAUGACCGGAGAAACAGUAUAUAUGUAUACCAGCAAGAUGUAGAUAUCACAAGUGAAUAUGUACCUCCCUGUCAGGGAAUGAAAAAAGUCACCUCAGAAGAAAGCAAUAGAACCUGGGGCAAAAGCACAGCCUAUCGCCAAGAAGAAUUUGAGGAUGUGAAGAGAAACUUCAAAAAGAAAGGUUGUACCUGGGGACCAAGUUCGGUUCAAACAAAAGAUCGUACUGACUGCAAAGAAAGAGUAAGACCCCUUUCAGAUGGUAGUAAUCCUUGGUCAACUAUCUUAAUGAAAAACCAGAAAACUGUGCCAUUAGCUUCUUUAUUUGUAGACCAACAAGAGCUGAAACUUUUCCCUGAUGGACUGGACAACAAAAGACCAAAGCAAAUAAAAUUGCCGAAUCAGGCCUAUGUUGAUCUACCUCUUUGGAAAGAUGAUCAGGGAGAUAAUACUAUAGAACCUGAAAGCUUUGAAGAGGGAACUUCUGCUAGUUCUGCUGCUAGCACUCCCCAAAUGACUCCCACAAAUAGUCUUAGUAGAACACCCCCCAAAAAGAAAACGGAAUCUGCAUUAUAUGGGUGUGCUGCAUUAUUGGCUUCUGUGGCUUUGGGAUUGGAUAUUAGAGAACUAAAUAAGGUACAGUCUCCUGACGAAUUGUUGCCCAAAGAGGAUAAGAAGAAACGUGAGGGGAUAUUUCAUCGUGCUUCUAAAUUACGAAGAAGUUCCAGUCCUCCAACCAGAUUACAGUCUAAAAGAGAAGAUGUUAACAUUCCAUCAAUAAGUCCAUCAUCAAACACUGUGAACCUACUGUCCAUGCCUUCCAUCUCCACAAAAUGUUUGCUACACUCAGACAAUGAAGACACAUUUGUGGGUACCUGUGAAACAGACAUUCCUGUUUUAAGAGUUUCCCCUGUAAGUCAGGGAAAUAACUGUGAGCCUCCUGCAAUUUCAGGACUUGUGACUGAUCACAGCUUGUUGAAGAAUGUGCCUUCCUCUCCUUUCACAAAGCAGGUAUCUGGAAAUGUGCCAAAUAAUGCACCAUCAAAAACGAGGGUAUCAUGUCACAGACGAACUGUAUCUGAUGGAAAUGCUUUUCAGACAGCUAAUGGAGUUACUUGCUCAAACAAUGGAGUCUCUGAACUGCCAAUUUUUCAAGUUUCUGGGAUGCUGCACUUCCCAUCUAUUCAUCGGAGAAAUCUGCCGAAUGAGGCCCUUUUAGAAAAACAAAGUGCUGUCAGUAUCAUACCCAGGCCUCGCCCUUCUUCUCUGAGAAGUCGAUUCAAUCCACAGCAUGUUCUUCCAGAAAGUGCAAAGCAUAGUCCUGCUCAGACAGACUGUUUAGAGGGUAACCCAGAACCAAAUACUAACUGUCUACUUAGUACCAAGGACAGAACUAAAUUCCACAUACCCUCACUCCUGGACAUCGAUGUAGAAGGUCAGAACAGGGACUACACUGUCCCUUUAUGCAGAAUGAAGAGCAAAACUAGCCGGCCUUCUAUAUAUGAACUGGAGAAAGAAUUUCUGUCUUAAUCUUAAGUGCCUUAUGCUUUUAAAAAAGCAUUACCAUUUUUAAUGAGAACAACUGUAAAUCAUGUGUCUACCUUCUAAUGUUUCAUGCUGCUGUAUUUUCAAAAGCUGUGGCCAUGUUACCAAAACAGUAGUAGAUGUGUUAACUUUUGGAAAAAUAUAACCAUCGUUGUUAGCUUGCCUGUAUUGUCUUUUCACUGGAACCACACCUAGUAACUUGAAAUGCACAAAGGUGUAAAUCUAGAAAUGCACAAUAAUGUAAAGCUAUAUGUUGGAUAGAGUCUUUCUUGAGCAGUCUUGACUUUAAGGUUUGUUUUCUUUUUCUCCCUCUCUCCCUUUUCCUCUUCACCCGUAAUCAUAAAAAAGAAAGGCAAAAACUUCCUAAAAAUCAAUGAUACUUUGAACUAUUUUUCCCAUUUCUUCAAAAAAAGAAGUCAAGAAAAUGCUAUAAAUUUGUUCAUUGUGAAUGAUAUUAUACCAAAAACACUAGGAUAAGGAAAGGGAUUUGGGGCUCUCAGAUGAGAAAGUUCCCUCUAAGCUAGCCCCAGCAGUUUCUAGUCUUAGAGAGUUGCUUAGAGCACUGAGAGGGGGUCACAUAGGAGCAGGAUUUGAAACAAAUCUUCUAGGCUCUAAAGUGGACUUUCUAUCCAUAUCUCCACACUGCCUUGCUAAUGUUGCAUAAUUUUAAAAAUUGAUGACUGAAAUUAAUGUGAUAUUCUAUUAAACUACCUAACCUCAGCAUUAGGAUUGUCAGACAGGUUAUGCAGUGACUUAAGCCUGUUUGAGUAAAUCUCAUUUGCAUAUGCUUUAUAAAUGCUGAUUCCAUUAGAAUUUAUGAGAAACCUAAUUUUUCUCAAUAAUGUUUGAAUGAUUAUCUCAUGCCCAUUGAAGAAGCCUUUUUCAGUUGGCUUUUCUCUUGGUGAGAGAAUACUAAAAUUUUCUCCUAAUCUAAAAGUAACCAUCUAUUUGUUACCUGAAAAUGCACAACUUGUUCUCUAGAAAUAUUUUUGGUAAUAAUAUAAGCUGAAUUUAAAUGAAGGUUUGUUAUUUCAAAGAUAAUACAAUUUUAAUGAUGGCAAAAUUUCCUAGUACCAUAAACCAAAUAGAAUUUAUUAUUUAAAUUUAAUUUAUUAAUUUAUUUAAUCAACUAAUUAAAAUUUAAAUCAACAUUUUACCAAGUAAUUUGACAUUUCAGGUAACCGUGAACAAUUGUUAAAAGACAAAGGCAAAAAGAAAUUAUUCAGGAAUAGCAAUAUAAAAUAUAUCCCUGAGUAAAGCUAAGAAUUUUAAAGACUACAGAGUUGUUUAAAAUUGUAAUUGUAUUUGGAUAAUGGUGCUCUUAUUAAAUUGUGGGUUUAUUUCUAGAAAAUCUGUUUUGUGGAUGUCACCUCUAUUUACUGUUAGCAUUUCAGAAGCACACUUAUUUUUUAAUUACCAUAAAAUUUUAAAAGUAAUAUUGCUUAAUUUUUCCUUUAAAUUUCUACUAAAGCUAAAUAGUCACAUUUUACUAACUAAGCUGAAAUUUUAGUGGUUGAAAAAUAAAAUUUCAGAUUUGAAGUACCUAGUAAAAAAGAAUUUUAAAAAAUGAUGAUGGCUUAAAUUACAAAGCAAUACCUUUGGAGUACAUUUUCCAAUUGCUUUUUGUACUAUGAACACAAUAUGAAAGGGUUCUGAUAUUGAUACAUACAUUUUAUUCAGAGGGAAACAAUCUCUAGGUUGCAGUAAAAUCUCAGGUAUUCAUUAUUAUUUAUGAAAUCAUUGUCCAAUCUCUACUUUAGUUUCACUUUUUGGUAAUUCAUUAAAUUUUGAGAGCUAGAUUUUAGUCUUUAUGAAUACAUCAUACAUACCAACACUAUGUUGGCCACUUAGUUUUCAGCCAUUGACACAUGUAACCUACAGACUAAAUUGCAGGAGAUAUAUUAAGCCUAACAUAAAGAAUUUGUGCAAAAAAACCCAAAACUGUUACCUAACUAUAAUUUUACUUCUAAAAAAACAACAUAUGUUUGCAUUUUAUACCCUUACAAUACUUCUUUUCUAACCAUACAUCUGUUAGACCCCUUAGUAGCUUAAUUCUAGGCCAGUUUGCAUUCUGAUGAACUGAAAUAUGAAAAUAUAAAUAAAGACAAUUACCUAUCAAAAUAUGGAUUCAAUCUUACAUUCCACUACAGAUAUUGGAGUGGGGAGGUGAGGGAGAUGAUUAGAAUCUGUUGUAAAUUUGUGAUUUCUUUUCAUGUGUUUCUAUCUGUAGCAUAAUAUGAUUGUAUUUAUUUUCAUGUAGAUUGAAUAGUCUUACUAGAGUAAAAGAGAAAUUAAGGCAAUCACGGUUAGUAAACAAUUUAAGGUGCUUAUACUGCAGAAAUUUAAGAUAUCUAUUUGAUAUGCUGUUUUACAAAGCCUUGUGACUGAAAGAUGUUUACAUAUAUUGUAUUUUUUUAAAAAAUAAAGUUUUUAAAAUAGCCAGUCUUCUGCUCAGUGACUUUGCCCUUCUGCCUUAAUGCUUAGAUCAAGAGUUCUGUGAUGUUUUAUUUUGUAGCCAGUGAUAAAAAGAAUUUUGAAAGGAUUAAGUUCACUAAGUGCCUCAAAAUACAUAUAGAAAUAGGAGAAAUAUUUUCAUUCUCUGCCUGGCAUGUAGUUGGUGCUACUGACUGACCAAACAGCUUUAAUGUCAGACCUCAGAGGGCUUUGCAACCAGAACACAAGCUCUGGCAAGUCCUUUCAAACUAAAAUUCUUAGCCAGGCACUUCCUGGACCUGAGGACCAGCGGAACCAAGUGCAGAGAGGAGAGGGUUGGGUGGUAUUUUUGUUUAUAUUUUUUGCUUUUGGCUACAACUCAUUUAAGCUGUUCUUAGACUCUGGACUCUUGAAAUCUUGUUAGAUUUUGCUUAAAUGUGUUUUAAAUGGCCUCAUGUUUCCAUAUGGAUCAAAAUUGUUGCAUCUUUUGAGUUCUUCUGGAAGUUGGUUUACAUCAAAAACAAACAAACAAACCAACAAACAAAAACUCUAGCAAUUUUUCUCUCUGGGCCAAAUUGAAGCUGAUAAAGUGCCUACUUAAUGAGUGCACCUAAUCAUUUAAGUAAUACUCAGCAGCUGUUUAAUCUUUGUUAAAAGGGUAAAGCAUGAAGCAACUAAAAAAGUGCUUGAGACAGUUCAUUUAUUUGAGGAGAGGAAAGAGCAUUCCCCAAUUAAGAUGCUAAGGCUACCUGUAUCAAAGGACUGAAUAAUUUGUCUGUAAAUUAAGAGGUCCAGAAAGUUUUCAUUUUACUGCUGUUUUGGGCAUAGCUGUUUGGAUUACUGGCACCAAAUUGUACUUCAACUUAGUUCACUUUGUUCUUUAGACCACAUGAUUUAUUAUUAAACAUUUAUGCUUAUUUGAAA
Molecule: messenger RNA, 7947 nt
Organism: Monodelphis domestica (gray short-tailed opossum)
Lineage: Eukaryota; Metazoa; Chordata; Mammalia; Didelphimorphia; Didelphidae
Gene: MAP3K21
Product: mitogen-activated protein kinase kinase kinase 21
Biological process (GO): protein phosphorylation
Molecular function (GO): protein binding; ATP binding; JUN kinase kinase kinase activity
Source: RefSeq, a predicted model, not a curated record